CUUAUAUUUCCAUAAUGAUGACAGAAGCUGCAAAUACCACUACAGAAGAAUCCACUCAACAACAACAACAACAACAACAACAAGAAGAAUAUCAAGAUCGUUUCCUUGAAGGUUCUCAGCGUGUUGUCCCUUACGAUCUUUUAGAAGCGCGUGGAAAUGCGGAUAAGGUCAACGAUCCUGAUGCACUCAUUUAUAAACAGGCUAAAGACCUUUUCCGUAAAGGUUAUGAGCUUUGUAUGACUAUUCCUCGCUCCCUUGAUGAUGAUGUACUUGAAAAGUAUGAAGAUGAUAUUAAAGAGGCCUCUGAAACAAUGGUUGAAGCUUGGUUAAUGGAUGAUAAUGCUGCUCCUAUGUCUGAACGUAUCUUAAUUCUCGGUCAACAAUAUGAAAAGGUCUUGUUAAAAAAUAUCCCUGAAGAGCAAAAGGAGGGCUUUUUUGUAAGGGAUAGUUUAUUAUUUUCUGCUUGGAUUUUAUUAGUAGGUAGACAAUUUAAGCAUUGUGUUACUACAUUGACACUGGCUAUUGAUACUUAUCCUGACCUUCCUGCACGUGUCUUUUUCCUUCGUGCCUCAUGUUAUCUUUCUUUAGGAAAACUUAGACUUGGUAUUAAGGAUUUGGAAAAGGCAUUAGAAAAAGACCCUAAAUCUGCUGUUAUUCAUUUCGUCCUUGGUUCUGUCUAUCUUUCUAUGGACAAUGAACGUGAAAAUGCCAUUAAACAAUACAAACUCUUCUUACAACAGGGUUGUCCCAAUACGAUUGACUAUGUUCAUGCCCUUUAUGCCCUUUCAUUAUUACUUCACUCUCAUAAAAAACGCAAAUCAGAAGCUGCUGAUUAUUACAAACGAGCCAAGGAAUCUGAAAAGAAAUUUGAGGAACUUUAUGGCACUCAUACCGGCCUUAGCGAGACUAAGCGAGAUGCCAUUUUGGCUUUUGAAGAACGUAACGAAGCUGAACGUCUCAUUGCACUUUACACACCUACUAAAAACAAAUUACUACAACAAGAAAAGAUCCAAAAAUUAAUUGAAUCAGGCAUCUUAAAUACAUCCUAUCCACCUGAUCCUAAACGCUGUUCACAUUGUGCUGCUACCCACUUGAAGGAUAAACCUAAUGUGCCACUUAUGGCCUGUGGCGCAUGUCGUCACAUUUGGUAUUGUUCUCGUGAAUGUCAAGUGGCCGAUUAUAAAGCAAUGCAUAAAUCCCAAUGUAAAAAAAUGCAAGCUGCAAAGACUCAACAAGAACAAAAAUAAAUGUAUUGGAAUUUCUCACUCAUCCCCUUAGCAGUUACUUCUUCCCUCCCCUUCCCCUCUUCCACACUUUCGUUCAUCUUUUCCAUUCUAUAGCCGCAUAUCUUUUACUUACGUCUGUUAUUAUAUAAUCAGCAAUAAAAUAUAUGUACAUGUAUAUGUAUAUAAAUAUAUGUGUAUACAUACAUACAUACAUACAUCCUA
Messenger RNA from Cokeromyces recurvatus, 1448 nucleotides. RefSeq lists its product as uncharacterized. Lineage: Eukaryota; Fungi; Mucoromycota; Mucoromycetes; Mucorales; Mucoraceae. Gene Ontology annotation, molecular function: protein binding. The coding region runs from base 15 to 1247 and encodes 410 amino acids. The transcript is spliced from 3 exons. The record is from RefSeq and is a predicted model, not a curated record.